Molecule: messenger RNA, 1478 nt
Organism: Toxotes jaculatrix (banded archerfish)
Lineage: Eukaryota; Metazoa; Chordata; Actinopteri; Toxotidae
Gene: yju2
Product: YJU2 splicing factor homolog
Exons: 8
Coding region: 108-1130 (340 amino acids)
Biological process (GO): mRNA splicing, via spliceosome
Cellular component (GO): U2-type catalytic step 1 spliceosome
Source: RefSeq, a predicted model, not a curated record
GAAGGAACAAGCGGAAGUUAAUGUACAGUUUACUAGCUGUUCCGAAUUAACCCUCAACCCAUUUCUUCCAUCGUUUUCUUUUCGUUGGGUUUCCAGCAAAAGCAACAAUGUCCGAAAGAAAAGUGUUAAAUAAAUACUAUCCUCCGGAUUUCGAUCCGUCCAAAAUCCCAAAGCUGAAACUCCCCAAAGAUCGACAGUAUGUGGUCAGAUUGAUGGCUCCUUUCAAUAUGAGAUGUAAAACAUGUGGCGAAUACAUCUACAAAGGGAAGAAGUUCAAUGCACGUAAAGAAACUGUUCAGAAUGAGCUGUACAUGGGACUGCCCAUCUUCCGUUUCUACAUCAAAUGUACUCGAUGUCUUGCUGAGAUUACGUUUAAGACAGACCCAGAGAACACAGACUAUGCAAUGGAGCAUGGUGCCACACGAAACUUUCAGGCUGAGAAACUCAUUGAGGAAGAGGAGAAGAGAAUUCAGCAGGAGAGAGAAGAGGAGGAACUGAACAACCCCAUGAAGGUGUUGGAAAACCGCACAAAGGAUUCCAAGAUGGAGAUGGAGGUUUUGGAGAACCUCCAGGAGCUGAAGGAGCUUAACCAGAGGCAGGCUCUGGUAGACUUCGAGGGGAUGAUUGAGCAGUACAGAGAAAUGGAGAAAAGAGAGAAGGAACGGGAGAAAGAGGAGGAUGAGCGAGAGACAAACGAGAUGUUGGAGCGCGCCCUCAUAAAAAGACUAAGGGACUCUGACUCUGAUUCAGAGAAAGAGGAGGAGAGCAGCAGCUCACACUCAGACAGGUCCAGCACAGACAAACCAACAGACAUCCUCACAACUGACAAACCCACAGAGACACAGGGAGCCACAGCUGGAGGAGUGAAGAGGGCCAAGACGGAGAGCUGGGAGAGGAGUGUGGGGACGCUGGGUGGUGGAAGAGCACUAGGGUCUCUGGUGGUGCGAAAGAAACCAACAGCAGCUGUCAGCACACCCAGUCCAGUGGCAGCCACUUCACAGACAGAUUCAAAGGCAUCACAGGCGGCAGACUCCACAAAUGCUUCGAAGCCCGUUACCGCACCAAGUGGGUCAUCAUCUCUCAGCCUGCUGGGGGCGUACUCAGACAGUGACAGCAAUGACAGCGAAUGAGAGGCAGAAGACUUUAGUGACUGACACACAGUUGUAUGAAUGAUGCAGAAAAGAAUGUAAUGAUGUGGACUUUUUUGUAAUUCUCUACAGAAAUCAAAAAUCAUGUGUAAACCACUUCGUGGGUUCUCUCUAUGAAAACCUUUCUGUAAAGAAAUGACUGAUGAGAAGCCAUUGUGUUGGUGGACAGUCGUUAGCAGGAACUGUACUGUCUGCUGUCCAAAUCCAUCUUCCUUAGCAGAUCCACUGGUUCAUGGAUCUGUUGUUACAGAGAAUUUAACCCAGAGAAAAAGGGUAAUUUUUGUGAAACAAAUUUGUGCUAUUUUAGUGUUUAUUAAAGUCUGUUUAACU